Molecule: messenger RNA, 1309 nt
Organism: Notothenia coriiceps (black rockcod)
Lineage: Eukaryota; Metazoa; Chordata; Actinopteri; Perciformes; Nototheniidae
Gene: ing4
Product: inhibitor of growth family, member 4
Exons: 8
Coding region: 55-804 (249 amino acids)
Biological process (GO): positive regulation of apoptotic process; regulation of DNA-templated transcription
Cellular component (GO): nucleus
Source: RefSeq, a predicted model, not a curated record
UCAACCAAUCAGCUCCAUUCCGGACCGGAAGCUGUGUUGUUUACAUUUUCUAAGAUGGCGGCGGGGAUGUAUUUGGAGCAUUAUUUGGACAGCAUAGAAAACUUGCCCUUUGAGCUGCAGAGAAACUUCAAUUUGAUGAGAGAUCUAGAUCAACGCACAGAGGAUCUAAAGGGACAGAUAGACUCUCUGGCUAAAGAAUACACAGCCAACGCCCGGACGCUGUCCUCUGAACAGAAGCUGUCCAUACUGAGGCAGAUUCAGCAGUCUUACAGUAAAUGCAAAGAGUUUGGAGAUGAUAAGGUGCAACUGGCCAUGCAGACCUAUGAAAUGGUCGACAAACACAUCCGACGUCUGGACACAGACCUGGCUCGGUUUGAAGCUGACUUGAAGGAAAAGCAGAUAGAGAGCACGGACUAUGAUUCCACCUCGAGCAAGGGCAAGAAAAUUGAAACCAGACUGAAGGAAAAGAAGACGGCGAAGACCAGAUCUAAAGUGAAGAGCUCGGAUGAAGAUGGCAGCCCCAAGAGUGCACAGAAGAAAGUCAAACUCCUUCAGCCAGGAGAAUUCAACAGCCCUGCCACUAACUUUGGGAACGUGCACCCUUCUGAUGUGCUGGACAUGCCGGUGGACCCCAACGAGCCCACCUACUGUCUGUGUCAUCAGGUCUCCUACGGCGAGAUGAUCGGCUGCGACAACACUGAUUGCUCCAUUGAGUGGUUCCAUUUUGCAUGCGUGGGCCUGACAACCAAACCCAGAGGCAAAUGGUAUUGUCCACGAUGCUCUCAAGACAGAAAGAGAAAAUAAGAACUGGAACAAAAAGUGGACACUGAUCAUGGAAGAUGAGAAGAAUAUUUCUUCAUUAGUUACUACAGUAGAGUUUUUGUUUCUCAUAUUCCUUAACGUUUGGUGCUUUUUCUUUCCGUUGACGUAAUUUGCCUUGGUCUGAUGCAGUGCGUGUGAAGGAGCCAAGUGGUUACAAGUGUAUUUAAAUAUUGAUUUUUUUUUUUUAAACGGUUAACCAUAUUUUUUGCUUUUUUUGUUACCUUUGGUGCUCUUAUUUUAUUCCUUUUUUUACAUUUUGUUUGACUUGAUUGAAUUAUAAACACUACGACUGCCCCUAAUGGUUUAACAUUUACAAGUUGUCAAAAACACUUUAUAUUAUAGUCACAUGUAUGAUUACAAAAUGUAAGUAUUAUCUCUGAAAACAGUUAGACCAUGGAUACUUUAUUUUGCUUUGUUGUAUAGUUAGUUCUUUGUGCUUAGCAUUGGAACACUAGUUUUAUGUUUUAAGUAAAACAAGAGGGCAAAA